Messenger RNA from Trichosporon asahii var. asahii CBS 2479, 2919 nucleotides. RefSeq lists its product as uncharacterized. Gene Ontology annotation, molecular function: hydrolase activity. The coding region runs from base 1 to 2919 and encodes 972 amino acids. The transcript has 7 exons. The record is from RefSeq and is a predicted model, not a curated record. NCBI's taxonomy places the organism in Eukaryota, Fungi, Basidiomycota, Tremellomycetes, Trichosporonales, Trichosporonaceae.
AUGGGCUUUGGCUCACACCACUCGCCGCAAUUCGGCACAACAGGCGUCGUCCUCAACGCCACCCCGACAGUCGUCAGCACCUUCUUCCAGCAUGUCUUCACCUGGCCGACACGGCAUAAGAGCCGCAAUGCCCCCUCCGGCUCUGAGAGUCCGACCAGCAUCGGCACCCUGCCCGCGAACCAGAUGUCGUAUGACCAGGGUCUGCACGUCGUCAAGCAGUUUCUGAACUAUGCCUCGGAACACGGCGUCGAGGAGCUCCAGGGCUUCAGCGCGCAGCCCCUGCCCAUCCCCCUUGUCAAGGUCCCGGACGAGAACAUCGAGCGUGCGACAGUCAUUCUGACAGAGCAACUCUCCAAGUAUGCCGACGGGAAGGGCCUCGAGCUCGUCGGUGGCAAGAAGUGGUGGCAGGUGCGCGGCCGCCCGUUAGAGGGCGAGUGGAUCGAGCACUACCAGCGGCGCAUGGAGCGCGAGGCGGCCAACGGCCAGCCCAACGGCACCGACCGUGCAGACAAGCGCAAGAGCUGGCGACACUCGACCCUUGGAUCGUUCACGUCGUCCCGCACCAAGCCGGUGCUGGACGGCAGCGGCGCCGAGGUCGACACCGACCGCGUCAUCAUGUAUAUCCACGUAUCCAUUCGUAAGCUGCCCGACACUGCAUGGAAGCUGACCUCCCAGCCGUGCGGAUUAUUGGAUUCGCUCGCUGCGUACCUGUACCUGAUCGAUCCGCCCGAGGGCAAGCCGAUCGACCCGGCGAACAUCAUUCUGAUGGGCGACUCUGCAGGUGGAGGGAUGUGUCUCUCGCUCCUCGUCGUGAUCCGCGAGAUGGGCCUCCCCAUGCCAGCAGCCGCAAGUUUGAUGUCCCCCUGGGUCGACCUCACGCAUUCGAUGCCGAGUAUCAACCAGUGGGACGGGGGAGACUACAUCCCGAACGUGGGAUUCCACUACCGGCCUAGUCUUGUCUGGCCCCCACUGCCGGUGCCCGACAACGGCGUGAUGGUAAAGUUAGCCGAUGGCACAGAAAAGGAGGUCGACGAUCAGAUUCAGCUGUACUGCCCCAACAAUCUGUUAACCCACCCUCUAGUCUCGCCCAUCAACAACGGCUCCCUCGGCGGUCUCUGCCCGCUGUACAUUGUAGGUCGCGACCAAUGGCUUGGACUAAUGCCAGACUGCCGGCUCAGCCGAACUGCUGCGAGACGAAGUGAUCUACGUCGCGCACAAGGCGGCCGACCCGCCCGCCUACCCGCCCAGCCCAGAGACACUGGCCGAGUAUCCCGAGCAAGCACCGCUCGUGGACGCCUACCCGCCGACGAAGGUGCACCUGCAGGUCUUCGAGGGCGCAUGUCACGUCGCGACGACGCUGGCUUGGACCCGGAGCGCAAAGUACAUCUUCCGCGGAACCGCCAACGCGGCGAGAGGAAGCGGCGGCAGCGUUCCGUCAUGGGCGGUGCCGAGGUCGCAGAGCCGCUGAGCAUGUCCCGUUCCGGCUCCGAGGGGGGUGUGACUCCGCAGCGCAGCACAUCCCUCGGCAUGACGCCCGCGGGCUCGGGUGCAACAGACGAGGAGCUCUCAGACGGCACGGCGAGCGAGCCCGAGUCGCCCUCUGCGACCUCGCCUUCCCGCCGCUAUUUCAGCCGGCACAAGCCCCUGGACCACAUGCAAGUGCGUGGCGUCGAGCCCCGUUCUUCAGCCCCAAUCGUCGCGGAGCGCGUGUCCACGCACGGCCGCAUCACGCCCAUGGAGCCAGACAGUGAAGUCCAGGCCCUAGACCCCAAGUUGCGCACCCGCGUCGGUCGCAUAAGGAGCGACGGACCGAUCGGGCGCUGGCUCGAGAAGCGGGCGCAGUGGGAUGCGCGCUGGCCCGACCGUCUCGCCAAGUAUCGCGACAUCCGCGCCCGCGACCGCGCCCAGGCCGAGAAACAGGGUUUCCUGACGGGCACACUGCAGGGCGAGCAUCCUCCCCCAAGUGCUUUGGCGGGGAUGGCGAACCCAGAGCUCGCGCGCAAGGUCGGCAAGUCCGUCGACGAGCCGACGAGCAAGACGACCGUGCCUGUGCUGCUGUGGAGCUCGCUCGCGAGCAAGCGCGACGCAGAGGCGGCCGAGAAGGACGAGAGGGACGAGAGGGACGAGAAGGACGAGAGCGAGAAAGAGGGGAAGGAGGGCGGGGGCACGCUCGCGCGCAUCAUUAGCGGAAAGCCCGCAAGGGACGAUGGCGGCUCGAGCCGCGCCGAGAGCGAGCGAGCCCUCGCCCGAGGCGUGGAGGACGAGGACCGCAAAAUGUCAACCGCGGGGCAGACCCUCGGCACAGUGGCGGCGGGCACUGCCGUCGUCACGUCCGUCGCGGCUGCCCCUGGCGCGCCAGCCGAGGUGGGCGAGGUGGCACCGCACACUCGAACUUCAUUAGAUGGAGAGAGGGGCGCGGCGCUGUCACGAGUCUCGACGAAUGCGAGCGAGUACGUCCUCGCCUCGGAGGUUGUGGACAGCACCCCCGAGGCGAAUGGGGAUGUGCGCGAGACGGUCGUCACGCAGACGAUUGCGCCGGCGGAUGCGUCUGCUUAUGACACCGUUGGUGUGAGCGGAGUGAGCGGAGCGCAUGCGACAGACUAUGCGACGGCUCCUGCUGCCUCCGAGAAGGCAGGCAGUGGCGAGCCUGAGCCCCAAUCACACCUCAGCGGGACGACUGCGACGCCCUCGGCCCUCCCCCCCGCCACCGCCACUUCCGCCGAGAAACCCCUGACCAACGGCACCGCCCCUGCUGAAGUUGUUGAGAAGACUCCGGCCGCUAAUGGCGUUGAUGGUGAUGAGAAGACCAACGGCGUCAACGGCACUGGCGAGAAGCUCACGACGACGGGGAAGAAGGGUGUCUCUGACGAGUACGUGGAUAUGCCUCGGAAGGGGGUUAUGGGCAAGCUGUGCUGCUAG